GGGUUUGCCCAGCAGCAGCAGCAGCAGCCGCCGGAGAGGUCCCGGCGGGGACGGCUGGGCGGUGAGCCACCUCCGGGCCCCAGCCCUUCCCGAGCGCGGUGGGAGCCCUCGGCUGCGGGAGGAGAGCGGUGCUGCGGGGGGGGGAGAAGGGGCGAGGCUGGCUGCUGCAGGGCUGCACCUGCGGGCGUCACGGCGAGUCUGCCCGUGCCCGCGCGUGUGUGUGUGUGUGUGUGUGUGUGAGCGUGGAUCUGUGCGUGCUCGGUGUGGCGUGUGCGCUCCCGUGCCUGAGCCAGCAGCGGAGCCCCACGGGAGCGGGACUUCACCUCCGAGCUCCAUCGAGCUGCAGAGUUGACAUCAGCUGCCUCGGCGGGGAUGCUGCUGCUGGCAGUUUGAAAUAAAUAUACACAGCUAUUUUGUGGCUCCAAACUACAAUUAUGCCAGAAAGUUGAGUCUGCAGCUGCUUGGGAAUACAGUCCGAAGGCUUGCAGCCUGUCUGAGCAUCAGCCAGGACACAGGGGCAUUCAGUAACCAGGAAAAUGACUGGCGUUCUUGAUGAAGAAACAAAGAAACCUUUAUUUCUUGCAUAGUUGGAAGGCAAAGCAAUACAAUAUUGACACCUGGUUAACGUAAAGAAGCAUUUUUCAAAAUACCUCUUGACUGUCUGGAUCUUGUAACUCCGACACAAACGUGCCUUUGGACUUGUGCAAGUAAAUCAUUGGAAGAAUUGAUUGGGCAAAGCAGCGAUUGAAAAGAGUGGCUGUUGAAGAAUCAUGGCGAAGCACUUGGAGAUCAUCAAUUUGUCAUUUUUGUUGGAACAUGAAAGGGAAACAAUAUUGGGAGUACUGAAGAGGGAUGAGUAUCUGAAAAAAGUUGAAGAUAAGAGGAUAAGGAAAUUGAAAAACGAGCUCCUGGAAGUGAGAAGGAAAGGCGGAAACCAUCAUUGCCAACAGGACAAUAGCAGGGUCUGUGUUCGCUGUCAGAAAAGCCUGGGCUUAAUCUUUGACAGAGGAGACCUGUGCCAAACCUGCAAACUUCGAGUUUGCAACAAGUGCCGUGUCGUGGGAACUGAUGGGCAGUGGAAGUGCUCGGUGUGCGACAAGAUCGCACAGCUACGGAUAGUGACAGGAGAAUGGUUUUUUGAAGAGAGAGCAAAGCGCUUCAAACAAUCAAAUCUUCUUGGAACCGAUGUUGUCAGACAGUCUAUCCUACGCAAAUUCCCAGAUACGGUUUCCAAUAAAGAUGAAGGAAGAACUUUUAAAGAUGAACCCCAAGAGAACGAAGAAAAAAGGACAGAUGUAUCAGUUUCCUCCACAACUGGGCAUAAAUCAGUCUUCAGUGGACCUAGAAAGAUAGGGAAGGUAAUUAGGGCAGCUACCAAAGGAGAAAUUACAAAUACAAAAGAUGAAGGUGAAAGGAACACAGGCUCAGAAGCUGAAACCAAAAGUCUUCGCAGUGGCAAGUCAACACCUUGCUCUGAGAGAGGGAGCACUCUCUCACUGAACGGCGACGAUGCAGAGGCCACUGCGGGCCAUCUGAAAGGGGCCGUGGGUCCUGCGAGCAGAGGCAACGUUUCCGUACCUUCCCUCCCAAGGCCUCCGGCACUCAGCACGCGCAGCAUGACCGCAGAUCAUAGCAGGGACACUGGCUUAGAAAAUGGCAUGAUUAUUCCAGCAAGUGAAAGUGUACCCGAAGAUUUAGUGAAGAAGCACUGUAGGAAAGCAUCUGGAACACCUUCCAUUGCAGUUUCUAGGGUAUCUUUGUCAUCAGAUCGUAGCCGAUCUGAGAUAGAUUUGAGUGAAUCUUUCUCUGAAGGAAAUGAGGAGACUCUGAGCAUAAGAAGCAAAUCUGUACCUAGUGCCUUAGAUCAGGAACUGGAUUAUCUGGAUGAAACAGAAGAAGAUAUUCAUGACAUAGUGGCCUCUCGUUAUUCAAGGAAACAUGGACAUUUGACAAGUGGAUUAUCAACAAGCUCCCCAGAAGGCUCUGACAGAAAAUGGAUGUAUUUAAAUGUGCCUGAAACAGACGGUGAUACUACUAGCAUUAACAGCAUGCUGAGUGUAUAUAGUGAAACUGGUGACUAUGGCAACGUGAAGGUCAGUGGUGAAAUCCUUCUCAACAUCAACUACAGCUACAAAACGGGUGCCCUCAACAUCCUGGUGAAAAGUUGCAGAAAUCUGGCCGUUGCAGAUGAGAAGAAGCAAAGGACCCAUCCCUAUGUCAAAGCAUACCUUCUACCUGAUAAAUCCCGCCAAAGUAAACGCAAGACCAAAAUUAAAAGUAACAGCACCAAUCCAGAAUUUAAUGAAACGCUGAAGUAUGUCAUCAGUCACACACAGCUAGAAACCAGGACCCUGCAGCUUUCUGUCUGGCACUAUGACAGAUUCGGACGCAACAGCUUUCUUGGGGAGGUGGAAAUUCCACUCGAUUCCUGGAACUUUGAAAAUCAGGGCGACGAGUGGUUUGUGCUCCAGCCCAAGGUGGAGAUUGCGACAGAUGUUGGGCUUCAAUAUAAAGGAGAACUGACAGUUGUUUUACGUUACAUUCCCCCAGACAGAAACCUAAUGCUUCCUCUAGGGCAGUUUCAAGGAAAGAAGAGCUUUAAAAAAGGAAAAAAGAGAGACUCUCACAUGCCAUCUGGAGGUAUAUUAGAAGUCCUCAUCAAAGAAGCAAAGAAUUUAACAGCGGUGAAAUCAGGAGGCACAUCUGACACUUUUGUGAAAGGAUACCUGCUCCCAGAUGACAGCAAAGCUACAAAACACAAAACUCCCAUAAUAAAGAAGAGUGUGAACCCCCAGUGGAAUCAUACCUUUGCUUUCAGUGGCUUGAGUUCCAGGGAUAUACGUAAUGUCUGCCUAGAAUUGACUGUGUGGGACAAGGAGUCGCUCUCCAGUAAUAUUUUUUUGGGAGGUGUCCGUUUGAACACUGGAAAUGGUGUAAGUAAUGGCAAGGAGGUUGACUGGAUGGACUCUCAAGGGGAAGAGCAGCACCUCUGGCAGAAGAUGAUUGACAGUCCGGGAGCUCCUGUGGAGGGGAUAUUAAUGCUGAGAUCCAGCAUGGGAAAACGCAGACUCUGAAAGACUUUAACUGCUGAGGGGUACCACAGGUACUCCUGGCCUCAGUGGUGUUCAGGCUCUUGUCACUUUGCCCAUUUGAAAGUGGAGAAGGGUUGUCCUCUUUGUCUUGGAUGUUAAGGCUCCGAGUGAGAUUUUAAUGCAUUCUGCACUUUCACACACACGUUUUUAACCCAGGCUUCUUGUAUGGAUUAUGUUUCUCCUGAAGCCAGUGAGAAUUUGACCUUGUACAGAGAUCGUACUGGCUUUCUCUGUCCCUUCUGGUGACUGGUGCGCAGCUGACGGACACCUCUGCCUGUGGGGGGGCAUGGAGUGAGCAAAUUCUCUAGUUAGUCAUUUAGCAAGUAAUGCCUGGUUUACACAUCUCCUUCUGGGUCAAAGAUGGCCUAGAAGACAGCAGUGAUUACAGUACAAGCAGAUUCAGAGUGAGUCUGUGCUUUGGUAUUUGAAAGAUAAGAAGCCAUAAUGUUAUGAAGGAUCACAAACAACAUUUCUUUGUCAUGUGGGCUUGUUGGGCUGUGCAGUGUGCAGGACGGCAGGCUUGGGACCAAGCAGCCCACCAAGGAAGGCCAAUGCACUGUGUUGCACACUAGAAAUAGGCAGCAGGUGAGCUGGUGUACAGUGCUGGCCUUCUGGCUUUCUCUGGGUUAUUUUAAUGCACUGUAUAAAAAGCAGACUUGGUUCAACAUAAGCAAAGAGCCUCUAAUGAAAAUAAAUCAUGACAAAUGCCCAGUUUCCAGAACUACCUGAUAUUACUGUGUUUUUCAUUCAGUUGACAGCUCUAGACAAGAUCUUCUGAUGUCAUUGAACAGAGGGAAUAUGUUGAAUACGUUCAUAUGCCUGUCCCCAUCUGAUAACGUUGCUGAGAUGAGACGCAUACUGGGUUUGGACGUAGUUAGCUAAGACCCGGAUUCAACAGAUCGUGUAGUAAAGUGAUGUGAUUAAAGCACAUGCCAGAAUGAUUUGCACUGCUGUGGAAUUUUCUCUGAAUGGGCUGGGAUCCCGUUCAGGCAUGCCCAUGCUCAUUUACUAUAGGAGGACUUUUUUCUCUUGAGGAUCCCCCUGUGAGUUAACAGUGGAUUUAACGAUAAGAGUGGGUUUUGGCCAAUUCAGUCAUUAACCAUGACAAUUGUUCAACAGUAAUUUUGCCACUUGGUUUCCUAAAGUGAUGUUACACCUCCUUAGACCCCUCAUCCUUUGGGGACUUAGGCAGGCCAUAUGUGAAGAGCAUGCCGUUCCGAGUAAUUGUUGUGGGCUACUCCUACCAUAAUGAGAUAGGAUUACAGUCAAGGACAACACAUGUCUGCUUGCAAGAUUGGAUAAUAAUGUAAUUGUAUGGCAUGUGAUUGCUCAGGGUAUAAGACAAAGGAAGAUCAAGAAACUGAGUGAACAACAUUUCUUCUGAAUUUUCCAGAAUUAGAACACAGCUUCCUAUUUGAACUGGUAAAUUUGCCUAUAGCUAUUCUUACCUUUUUUAUUUUUUUCCCCAAAUGUUUUGUUUCUGGAAGCAAUGUAGCAUUAGUACUAAGGAAACAAACUGGAAUAUAUGGGAACAUAAUCCUUACAUAAAUUACUGGAAAAACCCAAACUUUCAACGAAUGUAUCGUUCUCUGUAGAUCAAAACAGCAGUAUUCAAAGAUUUGUGUGAAGAAUAAAGACCAUAAAAUCUAACUUGAGAGAUACAAAUAUUGUUCUUCAUAAUCCAGAAAUUGCAAGAAAUCUAGAUUGAACAACAGAAUAUGAACUGAUAGCUAAGUAACUACAGCUGGAAAUCUUGACAUCUGUAGCUGUCCCGUUGUCCUACUGUAUUUAGAGCUGAAUCCAAACCCUUAAAAUUUAAUGUCCAUUCCUUUUUUUUCUUUUAAAAAAUAUUUUAUACUGGUUUUGAUCUGAGUGGCUUGAAACCGUGGGGAAGUUUACAAGCAGUCUUUUAAUAUCCUAAUAUUAGAUUAAAAAUUAUCUAUUUUUGUUAAAAAUAGUAUCUUAGUUUUAAUAAAACAAUUUGUUUCAUUAUGAAUAUUUUCUAUUAAAAUUCUGAUAUGACUUCAAAAAGUCAUUGGAGGUACAGCUUGCCCAGUUUGAGACCCACAAUUUUCAGAAAUUACCGAGUCAUCUUUGAAAAUAAAAUUCCCUUAGAGAAUCUCAGUCUGGGAACAAAAAGUCAGUAGUUGCUCAAGAAAAUUAACUUCCUUUUCCUUCUUUAUCUAGUCUUCAUUUUCUUCUGAAGUCCUGCUCAAGUUGGGCAAUGAAGCAAGUCUAGUCUAGUUUUAGCUGACUUUCCAUUUUAUGCUGCAGAUGCUGUGAGCUGAUAAACUAGAGCACAAGUAUCAAGCAUGUACUUUUUAUGACCUUUUUCUUGUCAUGAUAGUCUUUAAGUAUUAGAUUUUUUUUUUUUAAUAUCAGCAUCCCCCAAAGUGAAACCAAACCUAACUUUUGGCACCUCUCUCUCUAACAGAAUUGGUCUGAUCUGUCUUGGCUGUUCGUACUGCAAACCUUCCUUUAUUUUGGGUAUAAUAAUAUUAUAUUGACAUGGAGCACAAGCUUGAUUUUUCACUUGCUGGAAGUUGGUUCAAAAAGAUAAAGCUUGUUAAAUCUAAAGAAAAUGAUUCUUCAGGGUAAAAUUCCAGCUAGACUUGUAGAAGAACACUGGGCAGUCAGAUGGUUUGGUUUGUUUCAUUUUGAUGGUGAAAACAGGAAAAAUGAUAGGAACACAAAAAAUCCUCCAAGCUGGACCUCAAAAUGGACACCUUUUUCUCUUGCCAAAUUGAAAACCUAAAAAUAAUUUUGAACUGAAUGAAACUUACUUUUAUAUGGAGUACAAGAGUUUGUCGAAUCUUGGAAUGGUACUUUCUAACCUUCUAAGCAUGAACAUUUUAUCUAAAUCAAGUCUUGCUUUGAAAGGAAGAUGUCUGUGCUUCAUUACUUCAUUUUGGUCCUAUGGUAGAGUUUGUGAUAAAUAGACUUACCUGGGAAGCGUCACCCAGCUCAUACGUGAGUUUUAGGUUCUGCAUUUUCCUUCCAAAGGGCCAAAUUUUCACUGUGAGCCUGCACCUGAAAUUAUAGACAGGGCUAUGAAUAGACUGUAAGUGUCAACUGCAGUUCAGCAUCGGAAAGGAACAAUUUCACCUGGGAAGUAAUUUCAGCCAAGGCGGUGGUGUUUGCCCUUGGUGGGAUUUGGAGUAGUACAGUGAAAUUACCUCCUGGGUUAGCAGUUGCAAUUCUGCACUAUGGUAGCGUAUAAUAGGUAUCGCACUCCACCUCAAAUGAGCCUCGGAGAGAUGAUGAGCAUCAUAUAAACACUAGAGCAAUUUGGAAAGCUUUGCUGUUCUAUGAUGUUAUCGGCACAUUUGUAGGAAGCGUUUGAUUUGUGGAAAAUGUCACAUUUAAUUAUAUCUAUCUCUUAUGUCUUUGUUCUCUUCCUUUACAAAAAUGAUUUAUGGUUUGGAAAAAGCACAAGAUGAUUAACUGCAGAUGUGAUUUCUUGUUU
Molecule: messenger RNA, 6558 nt
Organism: Grus americana (Whooping crane)
Lineage: Eukaryota; Metazoa; Chordata; Aves; Gruiformes; Gruidae
Gene: SYTL5
Product: synaptotagmin like 5
Exons: 18
Coding region: 771-3074 (767 amino acids)
Biological process (GO): intracellular protein transport; exocytosis
Cellular component (GO): exocytic vesicle; plasma membrane
Molecular function (GO): phospholipid binding; neurexin family protein binding; small GTPase binding
Source: RefSeq, a predicted model, not a curated record